Molecule: messenger RNA, 1221 nt
Organism: Eufriesea mexicana
Lineage: Eukaryota; Metazoa; Arthropoda; Insecta; Hymenoptera; Apidae
Product: odorant receptor 46a-like
Exons: 5
Coding region: 1-1221 (406 amino acids)
Biological process (GO): detection of chemical stimulus involved in sensory perception of smell; sensory perception of smell
Cellular component (GO): plasma membrane
Molecular function (GO): odorant binding; olfactory receptor activity
Source: RefSeq, a predicted model, not a curated record
AUGACGAACAACUUUCUAGCUACAGAAACCAAUCGCGAUAAUCGUGCUAAUUAUAAUCUUCAGCUGAACCGUUGGUUUUUAGAGCCUAUAGGAGCUUGGCCAUUUUUUCCCACAACCAGCAAUCUCGAACGAAUUGUUUCAUUUAUUUUAAUCGUCAUUUGUUACAGCCUUUUACUCGCCACCGUAAUUCCUUGUAUACUUUACCUGAUCCUGGAAGAGAAAGAUUUCGUUGUAAAAAUGAAACUAGUUGGACCUGUGGGUCACUGGUUCGUUGGUAGUAUCAAUUAUACUGUUCUGUUACUGCGAGGUAGAGAUAUUCGUUACUGUGUGGAACACAUGGAGGCGGACUGGCAAAUGAUGACAAGGGUAAAAGAUCAGCAGCUUAUGCAAAAGAAUGCGAAGUUUGGCCGCUAUGUAGUUCUUUCUUGCGCGAUCUUCAUGCAGAGUGGUGUUCUGUGCUUUUGCUUAUUGACGGCGUUUAGUACGAAGGUGAUUCAAGUGGGCAACGACACUAAGUACGUGCAUCAGAUACCAUGCCCGGUAUACACGAAACUAGUAGAUGUUAAUGCCAGCCCCAUGAACGAGAUCGUUCUUCUGGUAGAAUGCUUGUCGGGAUUCAUCGUGAAUUCUAGUACUGUAGGAGUUUUUGGUAUUGCAGCUGUACUAUGUGCACACGCGUGUGGCCAGUUGUCCGUUGUUAUGCUGUGGAUCACGGAAUUUAUAAAUGAGCCAAAGGAGCAGGGCAAAAUUGCUCCUUUUAAACAACUGGGAAUGAUCGUUGAGCAUCAUCUGAGAGCAUUGAGCUUCAUUUCUUAUAUCGAGCAAAUGAUGAAUCGGAUAUAUUUCUUGGAAUUAUCCAGAUGUACUAUUCACAUAUGUAUCCUAAGCUACUAUAUUAUAACGGAAUGGGCUGAGCAUGACGUUCAAAAUCUGAUUAUCUAUUUUAUGUUGCUCUUUUCAAUUUCUUUCAACAUUUUUAUAAUAUGUUAUAUUGGUGAAAUUUUAUCGGAACGGAGCAAAAUGGUUGGCGACGUGGUUUAUAUGACAAAUUGGUACUAUUUACCGGGAAAGGAUAUCCUUGACUUGGUUUUAGUCAUCGCACGAUCGCGAGUGGUUGUCCAAAUCACUGCUGGGAAGAUAAUUCAUAUGUCUGUUUACACGUUCAGUGAAGUCAUAAGAUGUGCCUUCGCGUAUUUAAAUUUACUUUGUCAAGUUUCAUAA